AUGUGGUGGAAGCAUGUUGAUGGUAGUCUAGAAAAUGACCUCAAUCCAUUUAGGGAUGAUAGUGAUGCUUUUGAGAUAGCUGCUUCAGUCCAUAAUGAAUUAGGUGACAUUGAAAUAUAUGUUGAGCAGAAACCAAGCACAGGGGAUGCAACAUUUAUGGAGAAUGUAAGGAAGAGGAAGAAGGGCAUAAUGGAUGAAGGUGAUGAUGAACCAAAGGGUGAUGAGGGUGACGAGAGUUCUAGUUAUGAGUCAGUGAAGGAUAUUAAGUUUGAAGACAGUGAGGAAGAAAGGAUGAAUCCGUUUGAUGAAGGUUUUGAUGAGGGCUUUGAAAAGGAUGAACCGAAUAAGCAACCAACUGCAUAUGGUGCAGAUGUUGCAGGCUCUAGUCAGGGUAUGAAUCCUAGUUUGAUUACACCUGAAAUGGGUAAGGAAAAUGUCAUUGAAGAUGAGUAUUUGACUGAUGAGCUUGAUAGUGGUGCUGAAGAUGAUAGUGAUGAUGAUAGGCCUAGGGUUGUUAGGUUUAAUGAGGAAGAUGGUGUAAGCAAAGAUUUUAAGUUCAAGGUAGGAAUGGAAUUUUCAUCACUAAGUCAGUUCAAGAGUGCUAUUCUUGAACUUAAUGUGCUGAAUGGGAGGGAUGUCAGGUUUGAGAAAAAUGAUGCAGUAAGAUGCAGAGUUGUUUACAAGGAGAAGGGACAGUGCAACUACACUGUGUUGUGUAGCAGAGUGUUAACAUCAACUACAUUUAAGAUCAAGACAUUGUUUGAUAAACACAAGUGUGGAAGACAAUUUUUUAACAAGAGUGCAAAAGCUGAAUGGGUGGCAAAAGUAAUUGUUGACAAGAUGAAAAACUGUAGCAAAAUGAAAUUGAAUGAAGUAAUUGAAUAUGUAAGAGUGAGAUUUGCAACUGAAAUCCCUGGAUGUAGGGCAUUUAAGGCAAGGCAGAUUGCUAAGAGGGUUGUGGAAGGGGACUCUACCAAACAGUUCAGUCUAUUGUGGUCAUAUGGGGCUGAAUUGAGGAGGGCUUCCCCAGGAAACACCUUCAAGAUGAACAUACAAACUCCAGGACCAGGUUUACUACCAAGGUUUGAAAGGUGUUAUUUGUGCUUUGAUGGAACAAAGAAAGCCCUGAAGUUAGCUUGUAGGCCUUUUAUUGGACUAGAUGGAUGUCAUCUAAAGCACAAGUAUGGUGGGAUAUUGUUAAUAGCUGUUGGGAGAGAUCCAAAUGACCAGUAUCUACCAUUAGCUUUUGCAGUGGGUCUUGUACAAGUUUUUGAGGAGCAAUAUCUAGCUUUUGAACAUAGGUUUUGUGUAAGGCACUUGUAUGCAAACUUUAAGAAAAAGUUUGGAGGUGGAACCCUAUUCAGGGAUCUCAUGCUGGCUGCAGCAAAGGCUACAUAUGUGGAGGCUCAUCAGCAAUUCAUGCUUAAUAUCAAAGAGGAUAGCAAUGAUGCUUUUGAAUGGUUGGAAGCAAUCCCAAAAGCUAAGUGGUGUAAGCAUGCUUUUCCUUUGUAUAGUAAGUGUGAUGUCUUGAUGAAUAAUUUAAGUGAGUCCUUUAAUGCAACAAUCCUGCUUCAAAGGGAUAAGCCAAUCAUAACUAUGUUUGAAUGGAUUAGAUCGUAUCUAAUGGGUAGGUUUGCAACCUUAAGGGAAAAAGUUGUUGGGUAUAAGGGUAGAAUCAUGUCUAAACCACUUAGGAGGUUAGAUAGAGAGAUUGAAGAGAGUGUCAGUUGGACAGCAACUUAUGCAGGACAAUUGACCUUUCAAGUUACACAUGUAAUGUUUACUGAUAGUUUUGUAGUAGACCUAGUGUAA
Molecule: messenger RNA, 1812 nt
Organism: Vicia villosa (hairy vetch)
Lineage: Eukaryota; Viridiplantae; Streptophyta; Magnoliopsida; Fabales; Fabaceae
Exons: 2
Coding region: 1-1812 (603 amino acids)
Source: RefSeq, a predicted model, not a curated record